GGCAACUCGGUGGGACCAGAACUAGCGCGGAGAAUCUGAGGCCCCAGGCUUACCGAGACAGGUUGGACUCCUAGCGCCCCCGAGACCUCUGCAGAUUAUCUUCCUAAUAAUUGGGAGACGACCCACUGACUGAAUGGCAACGGUAGAUGACUUGCAGUUUGAAGAAUUUGGUGAUACAACCACUUCCCUAGCAGCAAACCCAGAUGCCACCACAAUCAGCAUUGAGGAUCCUGGUGAAACCCCAAAGCAUAAGCCAGGACCCCCAAGAGGCUUGGGGAGAGAAGAAGAUGAUGAGUUACUAGGAAACGAUGACUCUGACAAAACUGAGUUACUUGCUGGACAGAAGAAAAGCUCCCCCUUCUGGACAUUUGAAUACUAUCAGACGUUCUUUGAUGUAGACACUCACCAGGUCUUUGACAGAAUAAAGGGGUCUCUUUUGCCAAUACCAGGAAAAAACUUUGUAAGGUUGUAUAUCCGCAGCAAUCCAGAUCUCUACGGCCCCUUUUGGAUAUGCGCCACAUUGGUCUUUGCCAUAGCAAUCAGUGGGAAUCUUUCCAACUUCUUAAUCCAUCUGGGAGAGAAGACAUACCACUAUGUGCCCGAAUUCCGAAAAGUGUCCAUCGCAGCCACAAUCAUCUAUGCCUACGCCUGGCUGGUUCCUCUCGCACUCUGGGGUUUCCUUGUAUGGAGAAACAGUAAAGUUAUGAACAUCGUUUCCUAUUCGUUUUUGGAGAUUGUAUGCGUCUAUGGAUAUUCACUCUUCAUUUAUAUCCCCACAGCAAUACUGUGGAUCAUCCCCCAGAAAGUGGUCCGCUGGGUUCUAGUUAUGAUUGCCCUGGGCAUCUCGGGCUCUGUCUUGGCAAUGACCUUUUGGCCAGCUGUUCGUGAGGACAACCGACGCAUCGCAUUGGCCACAAUUGUGACGAUUGUCUUGCUUCACAUGCUGCUUUCUGUGGGCUGCUUGGCCUACUUUUUUGAUGCACCAGAGAUGGACCAUCUCCUAACAAGCACUGCUGCCCCAAACCAAACAGUUGUAGCAGCCAAGUCCAGCUAAAGAGGAGAGCCGGAAAGUAUCUUUCAUCUUCUCGCUGUGAGCACCAAACAGAGAAAUCACAAAGAAGAGUUUGAGGAGACUGGGUGAAGGUAGCUUUGGGAUCUGUGUCCAAGGAAGUCACUGGGUUUCCAAAGAAAUGGAGAAAAACUUUAAAAUGUCAUCUCCGAGCUAGCAGUAAGUCUUCCCUGUAACCUGUAAAUCAGGACUCAAGGCUCUAGGUUUGGCGAGCUGGUGGCUGCAGACUGCUCUGGUGUCGAAGUUAUCUCUCUGAAUCCUUCCUGUACGGGGGAAUCUUUGUCUUGAGAGUGACUGUUUUCACUCUUCAGUUCUCUUCGAUGGGUUUUGGAGUGUGGCUCUUUUGGACAUGGCAUCCACUGCAGAAAGGCAGAACAACCAAAGGCAUCAGGAAGAUGGAUGGAAUGGACCCAACACCCCACAUCUGGGUGGUGCCACAGUGAAGUCUAAUCUCCUAUUUAACAAACAAGAGUUAAAUGUGGUUGAGUUGAGACCCAUGUCAUUCAGCUCUUCGUUAUGCUGUUGAUUGUCAUUGUGACUGUGCGCUGAUUUGGGGAGAAAUACAAGGGGGUGGGAGGCUACUUUGGUGCCUGGCAUUUGUCUCUCACAGUCACCUGGUGUGCUUCACAUUAGGCACGCCCUUAAUCCCUGAGAUGGUUCCAUCCUAACCGGGGUACUUUUCUUUGGAUUGUGUACAGAUUACCCAGGUGAGCCUCUGCUCCCCUUGCCAUCCUCAAGUGGCCAAACUGUGAACUUUGGUUUGGAUUCAUAGUGAGUCUGAAAAUUUGUCUUUGGUGACCUGACUGUGGGCAGCUGAAUCUAAUGGUUGCAAAAUAAAUACA
Budorcas taxicolor (takin) is the source of this 1911-nucleotide messenger RNA. RefSeq names its product Yip1 domain family member 1 (gene YIPF1). NCBI's taxonomy places the organism in Eukaryota, Metazoa, Chordata, Mammalia, Artiodactyla, Bovidae. The transcript is spliced from 10 exons. Bases 134 to 1054 code for a protein of 306 amino acids. The record is from RefSeq and is a predicted model, not a curated record. Gene Ontology annotation, cellular component: membrane; Golgi apparatus. Gene Ontology annotation, biological process: vesicle-mediated transport. Gene Ontology annotation, molecular function: small GTPase binding.